Messenger RNA from Archocentrus centrarchus (flier cichlid), 2243 nucleotides. RefSeq names its product surfeit locus protein 4-like. NCBI's taxonomy places the organism in Eukaryota, Metazoa, Chordata, Actinopteri, Cichliformes, Cichlidae. Gene Ontology annotation, biological process: Golgi organization. Gene Ontology annotation, cellular component: membrane; endoplasmic reticulum; endoplasmic reticulum-Golgi intermediate compartment. Bases 360 to 1208 code for a protein of 282 amino acids. The transcript has 6 exons. The record is from RefSeq and is a predicted model, not a curated record.
UUGUGGCACAGCUGGCCCACCUUUAGGAUUUAUGCUUUCUAACAUUUUCAGUAUUUUUCACAAAUUUCCAGAGAUGCAUAAAACAUUCAUAUGACCCUUUAAUCAUUGAAUUUGAGCACCAAAGUCGUGAUGAGGUAAAUGACGAGACACACACGCAAGACGAACGUUUAAAGCGGGUCCACGUGGCAUGCUGCGCCCUGCACGGCCACAGGGGGCGCCUCCUCUCUCAGCGCAGUGGAUUGUGGGUCGGUGGAGGCAGCAGCAUCAGCGGGGCAUCUUCAUCAUCAUUGCGGGCCGGACUGGGACGUGAGCUCGGAGCUGUUUGUCCGCAUUGAAGUGCCUUAUCGUCGGAGCCGGAGAUGGGACACGGAGACCUCAUGAGCCAGGCGGAGGAUGUAGCGGACCAGUUCCUGCGUGUGACCAAACACUACCUCCCCCACGUGGCCCGCCUCUGCCUGGUCAGCACCUUCCUGGAGGACGGCAUCAGGAUGUGGCGCCAGUGGAGCGAGCAGAGCGAGUACAUCGACUCCACCUGGAACUGUGGAUUCUUCCUCGCCAACCUCUUUGUCCUCAUCAACCUGCUGGGACAGCUGGGCUGCUGCGUGUUGAUCCUCAGCAGGAACUUUGUUCAGUACGCCUGCGGCACUCUGUUCGGCAUCAUCGCUCUGCAGAUGGUGGCCUACAGCAUCCUGUGGGACCUCAAGUUUCUCAUGAGGAACCUGGCGCUGGUUGGAGGCCUCCUCCUCCUCCUGGCGGAGUGCAGGGGGGAGGCGCGCAGCGUGUUUGCAGGAGUUCCUUCUCUCGGACAUCAGAGUUCUCCGAAGCACCUCCUGCAGCUCGGAGGUCGGGUGUUCCUCGUCCUGAUGUUCAUGACGCUGCUGCACUUUGACCUCAGCCUGCUCAGCGUGAGUCUCAGCACGCGUCAGACGCUCGAGACAAAAUUCCUGCAGAACGUGGUGGGGACGGCCCUCAUGGUCCUGGUGGUGGUGGGCUUUAAGACGAAGCUGGCCGCUCUCACUCUGGUGGCCUGGCUGCUCUGCAUCAACUUCACCUUCAACGCCUUCUGGAGCAUCCCCUCCUACAAGCCCAUGCACGACUUCCUCAAGUACGACUUCUUCCAGACCAUGUCUGUGAUCGGGGGCCUGCUGCUGGUGGUGGCCCUGGGGCCAGGGGGGGUCUCCAUGGACGAGAAGAAAAAGGAGUGGUGAGGAGGAGCCGCACCUCUGCCUCUUCUAUUUAUUUUCCUUUUUUUUACACUCAGAGCGACCAAUCAGAGCUCAUCUUUGUGUCACGUGAUGUUUUGUUGUAUGAAGGCUGCUGUCAUGAUGUUUUUCAGGUUUCAGCUUCAGAGAUGGAUCUCCAAGCACAUUUUAUUAAAAAUGAUUUUUUUAAAUCAAUAACUACAGGAAACGAGGGACUUAAGACUUUUACUCUCUUAAAAACAGGAAGAGCCAUUUUUAUAUCCUCUUUAAUGUCGUGCUUUUCUGAUUCUUGACUGUUCAAUAACGACCAAACAUUUCAUACAGAAGUGCAUUUCAUUCCCAAAGUUUAAAAUUCUGGGACUUUUCCUGCAAUAAUUAAUUGCCACUGUAUCAAACUAUUUUAAUUUUUAGGAAAUCUUUAACAUUUGAUGGUUUCAGCCUGUUUGAUGGGAAGGUGUGGAGAAAAACAUGUCACCUAAUUAUUUUUAAAUUUUUGUAUUUUGUAGAUAAACAAUUAAUAAUCAUGUGCUGAAUAAAUGUUUGACUCAAAGGAGCUUUAAAGGACCAAAAUAUUUUCAUUAUUAAUCAGUCUGCUCAGGAGUUUCUCUAUUAAUCUGUGAUUGAAAUGAGAAAAAUGGAGGCAAAAUUAUUUUUUUAAUGCUUGCAGCUCUGAGGUGGGUCAGAGGUGAUAAAGCUACCUGAGCAGGUGAGCAGAUUGACAGGAAAUCGAUCACACUGAUCAGCUCGAAUACUGAAAAUCAUCAGGAGGCUGUAAUGACUGAAUGUGUCCUGCAGGAGGAGCAGUUUCCUCAUUUAUGUUCAAGCUGAAACAAAAACCUACUUUUAUUUUGUCUGUUGGGUUUAUUGUGUGUGUGUGUGUGUGUGUUUUUUUUUUUUUUUUUUUAAUUGAUUCAAUUUUCUGUGAACAGCACGAGUCUGUCUGUCUUCGGUCUCUGAGUGUUUAUAAAAUUGUGACAGAGAACUAAUUUUCUAUUGUGUUUUUGUAGGAGAUGUUUAAUAAAUGGUGCAGCAUUAAGAAGA